Rhincodon typus (whale shark) is the source of this 631-nucleotide messenger RNA. Its product is annotated as microtubule-associated protein 4-like. The record is from RefSeq and is a predicted model, not a curated record. Bases 179 to 631 code for a protein of 150 amino acids. NCBI's taxonomy places the organism in Eukaryota, Metazoa, Chordata, Chondrichthyes, Orectolobiformes, Rhincodontidae. The transcript is spliced from 4 exons.
ACCCUGCGUCAUCAUAUUAGGUUGAGGAGAGGACCUUUAGCGGUCGCGCAGAUUCAAUUCCUAAGGCUGAAAAACGACAGUAAGGAAAGAAAUUAAAAUAAAGUUGAAGGACAAAAAAAGUUUUCAAAAAGACAGUAGCAAGAUUUCCGGUCAUCAAAACGACACUGCUGUGCUUAGGAUGGCUGACUUCGAUCUGACUGAUGCGCUACAUGAAAGUUCUCCCAGUCUUGAACCAGAAGUUAAGAGGGAUUUCAUUGCUUCUCUGGAGGCAGAGAAAUAUGAUGACGUUGUUGGAGAAAGUGUGACGAAAGAAAGUUAUGUUCCACUGCUGGAUGAUGAUGAGACAAAAUCGCUUCCUUCAGAGGCUAAAGAGAAUGCUAUGGUGUGCUUACAUGGAGAGGCAGCACCUGAACAAAGUGAUGGGGGAAAAUUGACAGAAUGCCCUGGAACAAAAGAGGAACCAGCAGAGUUGCCAAAUGGAGAGCGUGGUGUCAGAAAAACCGAUGGCACAGCCAUUUUGUGCCCUUGCAAAUGUCAUGAGAUGUGUAUGUGGUCCGAAUAUCUUGCCCAGACUCAAGACCUGGUAUUUGUUUUUGAUUCAUUGAUGGCUUUAAUAAAUUGUGAAUACUGA